Molecule: messenger RNA, 573 nt
Organism: Ornithodoros turicata
Lineage: Eukaryota; Metazoa; Arthropoda; Arachnida; Ixodida; Argasidae
Exons: 2
Coding region: 1-573 (190 amino acids)
Source: RefSeq, a predicted model, not a curated record
AUGCCGCCAGGGGCCAUCAAACUCCCGGAAUUCUGGGCCAACGACCCUCAAGUCUGGUUCACCCAAGUGGAGGCACAGUUUGCAAUACGGAACAUAUCAUCACAGUCGACUUGCUUCAACUACGUUGUUGCCGCCUUAACCCCAUCCGUCGCCACAGAGGUCCGUGAUGUGCUUCUUUCGCCACCAGCUGAAAAACCAUAUGACACGCUGAAAGAACAACUGAUUAGCCGGACAUCAGCGUCAGAACAACGACGUAUACAACAGUUGCUCACAUCGGAGGAGCUAGGCGACAGGAGGCCGACUCAACUUCUCCGUCGACCACAAAAACUGCUCGGAGAAAAAGCAAGCACCAUCGAUGAGUCUCUGUUGCGAAAGGUUUUCCUUCAACACCUCCCGGCCAAUGUUCGUAUGAUACUGGCUUCAGCGAAGAGUACAACAUUGUCUGACAUCGCCAACAUGGCCGACAACAUCAUGGACGUUGGCUCCCCAGUCAUCGCUGCCGUCGGAUCCCAAUACGAACCCCCAGCCAUCGUGGAGCUCCGCAAGGCCAUCAUGGAGCUAUGCAGCACGUGA